AUGAGUUCAGAUAAAGAUCGAAAGCCGUCGCUUCCUGCUCAACUAUCGGAUGAGCAAAAGAAAAUCAACCAUAUACAAAGCGAACAAAGACGAAGAGAGCAGAUACGGUCUACCUAUGACAAAUUGGUGGACAUCGUGCCAGAUCUAACUACAAAGGAAAACCGAUCAGAGUUAUCAAUUUUAACGAAAACCAGCUCAUACAUUAGGAAGCUAAGGGAGGAAAACGAGAGAUUGCUAGACGAAACAAAGAAACAAGGCAUAGAUCCGGAGGCUGUGAUCAAUGAGAUCAAUUUCAAAUAUGAUGAGAAGAAUGCUACUGCUAAGAGGGAGGAGAUGAAGUGA
This is a messenger RNA of Komagataella phaffii GS115, 342 nucleotides long. RefSeq lists its product as hypothetical. The transcript has 2 exons. NCBI's taxonomy places the organism in Eukaryota, Fungi, Ascomycota, Pichiomycetes, Pichiales, Pichiaceae. The coding region runs from base 1 to 342 and encodes 113 amino acids. Gene Ontology annotation, biological process: regulation of transcription by RNA polymerase II. Gene Ontology annotation, molecular function: DNA-binding transcription factor activity, RNA polymerase II-specific; protein dimerization activity; RNA polymerase II cis-regulatory region sequence-specific DNA binding. The record is from RefSeq and is a predicted model, not a curated record.